CCCUACGUGUGUGUUUUGUUUUUUUUGUGAUUCGAUUGACAGUUGGUUUUGGAGUUAUGUUUAUUUGGCGCAAUUAAAAAAGAUUAAAAUGAACACGCUUCGCCAAACAUCAUGGACCAAGCAUUUGAUAUCGGUGGCAUGAGAAAAGCAACAUGGUGGGCCACUGGCUGGCUGCCUUCCCGCUCCUCCUGCUCCUACACCACACUGAAAUGAGACCGGAGGAUGACCACCGAUCGAAGCACCACCAUCGCCACCGACACAAAUCCGACCAAACCCAGGACUUUGCCAUCUUCCCCAUCUUCAACGAUGACCUGUCAUACCAGAGCUUAGUCUUAGAGGAGCGGAAACGUGAUUGGAUGAAUAUGUCCAACGAUCAAGUUGGAGAAAUGAACAAGAAACAUCCCCAUUGGCCGAUAAAAAGAGAGGCUGUCAUCGAAGGUGAUCUGGUGCUAGGGGGUCUGAUGAUGGUUCAUGAAAGAUCUGAUAACAUGACAUGUGGGCCAGUGAUGCCGCAGGGAGGUAUCCAAGCUUUGGAGACGAUGUUGUAUACCCUGGAUUAUAUCAAUGACUUGAAGUUGAUCCCUGGCGUGACCUUAGGCACUCAUAUUUUGGAUGAUUGCGAUAAAGAUACGUAUGGGCUGGAGAUGGCUGUGGAUUUUAUCAAAGGGUCGAUAAGCAACAUCGACGAUGCUGAAUACGCCUGCAACGCUACUGCAGUGAGGAAGGUGAUAUCCGGCGUGGUCGGAGCGGCGUCCAGCGUCACUUCGGUCCAAGUCGCUAACUUGCUUAGGCUGUUCAAGAUACCACAGGUGUCGUUCUUCUCAACCUCCCCCGAGCUGUCGAACAAGGCUCGCUUCGAGUACUUCACGCGGACCAUACCCUCGGACCUGUUCCAAGUCAGGGCCAUGGUGGAGAUCGUCAAGAAGCUCAACUGGAGCUACGUGUCCAUCAUCUAUGAAGAGUCCAGCUACGGCAUCAAGGCAUUUGAAGAGUUAGAAGCACUGCUGGGAAGGAGUGGAAUCUGCAUCGCUGUGAAAGAGAAACUGGUGAAAGACUCCGGUGUUGCUGCAGAGACGGUGUACGACGGUAUCGUUCAGAAGCUGCUUACCAAGCCUAGGGCAAGAGGUGCCAUAAUAUUCGGUUCGGACCAAGAAGUGGCCGGCGUGAUGCGGGCUGUGGAGCGCAUCAACGCUACUGGCUCAUUCUCCUGGGUGGGCUCCGACGGGUGGAGCGCGCGCUCGCUGGUCUCCGACGGCAACGAGCGCGCGGUGGAAGGCACCAUCAGCGUGCAGCCGCAGGCUAACGACGUCAGCGGCUUCAAGGAGUACUUCCUGAGUCUUAAUGCGAAGGAUAAUAGGAGGAAUCCGUGGUUUGUAGAAUUCUGGGAAGACCACUUCCAAUGCCGGUACCCGGGCAGUCCUCGGACGCCGUACAACGUGAAGUAUACGAAGCCGUGCUCCGGGACGGAGCGGCUGACGGUGGACAAUACCGAGUUCGAGGGACAGCUGCAGUUCGUCUCCGAUGCUGUCAUGGCGUUCGCUUAUGCUAUCAGAGACAUGCACGCCGAGGUUUGCGGCAGACCAGGCCUAUGCGAGGCCAUGAGGCCUGCCAGCGGUUCGGAACUCUUGCGCUUUUUGAGAAAAGUGGAGUUUACUGGUCUAAGCGGCGACGAGUUCCGCUUCGAUGGCAACGGGGACGGCCCGGCGCGCUACAACAUUCUACACUUCAAGCAGGUCUCCAGAGGCAACUACCGCUGGCUCAAGGUCGGAGAGUACCUGGACGGGGAGCUACAGCUGGACCUGGACGAAAUCCAAUUCAAGUUGGACUCUCGUCGGCCCCCCGAGUCCGUGUGCAGUGCUGAGUGCGAGCUAGGACAGGCCAAGCAGUACGUAGAGGGAGAGAGCUGCUGCUGGCACUGCUUCAACUGCACGCAGUACGAGAUACGUUCACCAGAGGUCGAGACGGCGUGCGUCGUAUGCAGCCGAGGCACACUACCCGACCCUACUAGGACACACUGUAUGCCAAUACCCGAGGCAUAUCUGCGACCUGAUUCUGCAUGGGCUAUUGGGGCAAUGUCGUUCUCUUCUGUUGGCAUCUUGGUCACAGCUUUCGUGUGUGGUGUGUGGGUGCGGCACAGUUCGACGCCCGUCGUCCGCGCGAGCGGGAGGGAACUAUCGUACGUCCUGCUCGCCGGCAUACUGAUGUGCUACCUCGUCACCUUCGCGCUGGUCUUCCGUCCCACGGACAUCCUGUGCUCCAUUCAAAGGUUCGGCACCGGUUUCUGCUUCACUGUGGUGUACGCCGCUCUGCUCACGAAGACGAACCGCAUCUCCCGCAUCUUCAACGCCAGCAAGCAUUCGGCCAAGCGGCCUAUCCUCAUAUCGCCUAGCUCGCAGCUCGCGAUAUGUGCGGGCUUGGUGUCUAUACAGGUGCUAAUAGUAGUGGUAUGGAUGAUAGUGGCCCCGGCCCGGGCCAUGUUCCACUACCCGACGAGAGAAGACAACAUGCUGGUAUGCGACUCGUACGUGGACGCGUCGUAUAUGAUCGCGUUCUUCUACCCCAUCGUGCUCAUCCUCGUCUGCACGGUGUACGCUGUGCUCACGCGCAAGAUACCGGAGGCUUUUAAUGAGAGCAAGCAUAUCGGGUUCACCAUGUACACGACAUGCGUGAUCUGGCUAGCCUUCGUGCCUCUCUACUUCGGGACCGCGAGCCACGUGCCCCUGCGAGUCACCAGCAUGGCUGUCACCAUAUCGCUUAGUGCCAGCGUCACCCUCGUCUGCCUGUUUUCACCUAAGUUGUACAUAAUCCUGAUCCGGCCCGAGCGCAACGUGCGCCAGAGCAUCAUGCCGGUCCGCUACAGCAGAAAACCGGCGCCCGCGCAUGCCGUGCCCCGCUCGGCGAGCAAGCGAGCAAUAUGUGCCGACAAGGAAACCCAGACGGAACCAGCAGACUUCACCAAGCUAGCCAACGGUCAAACGUGCCAACUAGUCGACAAAGAACAGAAAGAGAAAGAAGACAAAAUUAGUAACGUCAAGAUAAUUAAUAACAAGCCAGAGGCGUUAUAGCAACGAAAGUCAACGAAAUCAUUGAACGAGUACCCUAGAGUAAAUAAUAACGAUGUUUUAAAGAGGAGAUCGUGUUCUUGCAAGGGCAGGUCACGGAAACCGGUUGUUGUAUAAAUUGUUUUUUUCUUUACACCUUUAAAAAUGAAAAAAAAAUGUAAUUACCUACUAACCACACAUAGACCACCUGUAAUUGUCAUGGUUAAAACAGUGUGGGGCACAAGUACAUAUUAGCUUUUUAAAGAAUUUCGGACUAUUCCAUCUUAUAAUUAACAGUCUAUCUACCUACAUAAUGUAGGUACCUACUCUUCUGCUACAUAACCAAUCGGAGUGUAAUGUCUAAAAAUAGCGUAAUUGAGAUUUUAAACCCUCUUGGAUUCCUUAAAAACUUGUUUGUUGACAGCUGUCACCGUACCUCAUCUAUGUGAAAAAUACUAUAAUUUGUCAUCUAUCUAUUGAUCAACCUAUAAAUCUAUACUUACUAUCUUUACCUUCGUCAAUCCUUCGAAUUCUCCUAUGUUUUUUAUCCUUACUAGCCAUACGUACUAUAUAAUAUUAUUAUAUUAUAAAUGCGAAGGUGUGUCUGUCUGUUACCUCUUCAUGCUUAAAAACCGUUGAACUGAUUUAAACAAAAUUACGUAUGGAGAUAGUUUGGGCCCCAAGAAAGGACAUAGGUUAGUUUUGUCAAUAAUCAUCAUCAUUCCACGCAGACGAAGCAGAAGCUAAAAAUAAAUAUUAAAAGUAACUGUCCGUCUGUUUAUCUAAAUACCUCUUCACACUUUAGACCGCUCAACCAAUUUAGAUGAAGUUUAGUAUGCAGAUAUUUUUUAGGCCGGGGAAGAACAUAGGAUAGUUUUUAAGGUUCCGUAGGUACCCAAUGGGUAAAAUUGGGACCCUAUUACCAAGACUCUACUGUCCGUCUGUCCGUCUAUGCGUCUAUCCAUCCGUCUGUCUGUCACCAGGCUAUAAAUCAUGAACCGUGAUAACUAGACAGUUGAAAUUUUCAGAGAUGAUGUAUUUCUGUUGCCGCUGUAACAACAAAUACUAAUAAAAACAAGAUAAAAUAAAUAUUUAUGUGGGGCUCCCAUUCAAUAAACGUGAUUUACCGUUUUUUUCGUAACGGUACGGAAUCCUUCGUGCGCGAGUCCGACUCGCAGUUGCCGGGUUUUUAUCAAUCAUCAUCAUCAUUCCACGCAGACGAAGUCACGGGCAGAAGCUAUACUUAUUAAAUAAAUACUACAUAAUCUUCCUACUGUUUAAUAAUAAGAAUAAGUAAUACCUACCUAUACCUAUACGAAAUAUAUUAAUGUAAUUUUUAUCGUGUAUAUAUAAAAGAAACG
Cydia fagiglandana is the source of this 4402-nucleotide messenger RNA. Its product is annotated as metabotropic glutamate receptor 2-like. The transcript is spliced from 17 exons. Gene Ontology annotation, biological process: G protein-coupled receptor signaling pathway. Bases 153 to 3065 code for a protein of 970 amino acids. Gene Ontology annotation, cellular component: plasma membrane. Gene Ontology annotation, molecular function: adenylate cyclase inhibiting G protein-coupled glutamate receptor activity. NCBI's taxonomy places the organism in Eukaryota, Metazoa, Arthropoda, Insecta, Lepidoptera, Tortricidae. The record is from RefSeq and is a predicted model, not a curated record.